Molecule: messenger RNA, 2542 nt
Organism: Ostrea edulis (European flat oyster)
Lineage: Eukaryota; Metazoa; Mollusca; Bivalvia; Ostreida; Ostreidae
Product: BTB/POZ domain-containing protein KCTD9-like
Exons: 12
Coding region: 138-1397 (419 amino acids)
Biological process (GO): protein homooligomerization; intracellular signal transduction
Molecular function (GO): protein binding
Source: RefSeq, a predicted model, not a curated record
AUUCUUUAUUUUCAAGCGACAAUAUCCAAAAAUAGAAGAAAUAGUAUAUUGAUCUAUUUUUAUCUGCGAUGUUGUGAAAAAAAAGGUGUGAUACAUUUACAAAUGCAUCCUUUGAAACAGUUUAAGUCAACACCGACAUGAAGAGAGUAACGCUAUUUCACAACAGCACACCAGCAGACGGAAGGUUGCUGUUUGUGUCACCAACACACACCUUGGAAGAAUUUAUUCAGGAGUGUGGCAAGAAAUUGGACUGUGAUGCUAAGCUGUUAUUCACUGCGCAGGGAGCAGUAUUAGAUGAUGUUAAUUUUGUUAGGGAAGAUGAUGUGUUUUACGUGUCAGAAGGAAAACCGUUCAUAGGUCCGUCCCCGUCCAGAUCUACCCCUGUGAUACGCCCGAGGUCUUUUUCCUCAAUCAGCCCCAGAAAUGAUUGUAAGCGUCACUCGCGGACACCCACUGAAUCAACCACCUCUAAGUGCACUUGUAGCAGCUCAGAAUGGGUGACUCUCAAUGUCGGAGGUCGAGUGUUUACCACAACAAGAAGUACACUUACACAGCAGGAACCAGAGAGUAUGCUGGCUAGAAUGUUCUGUGAUGAAGAUCAAUGGUACAGCAGUGUGGAUGUGACUGGAGCUUAUUUGAUUGACAGAAGUCCCCGGUAUUUUGAACCAAUCCUUAACUACCUCCGGCACGGUCAGCUUGUCCUAGAUAAAGACAUCAAUCCAGAAGGUGUAUUGGAAGAAGCCAAGUUUUUUGGUUUGACUUCUUUGAUGGAAAUUCUAGAAGAUGUCAUUGAGAAAAAUCAAGUACCUGACGAUAGCACCCCAAUCAACAGACGAGAAUUCGUUCUCCGCCUGCUCUCCACUCCCACCAACAAGGAACUUCGAUGUCAGGGUAUGAAUUUUACUAAUGCGAACCUUUCCAAGUUGGACUUGAGGUACAUCAACUUUAAGUAUGCUGUUCUGAAGAAUGCCAACCUUACUGGAGCUAACCUGUCGUACUGCAACUUUGAGAGGGCUGAUCUGUGUCAGGCAGUGCUAGACUCUGCCAAUUUGCUGGGAGUGAAAAUGUUGUGUGCAAAUAUGGAAGGGACCUCACUAAAGGGAUGUAAUUUUGAGGAUCCCGCAGGCAGUCGAGCUAACAUGGAAGGUGCCCUAAUGAAAAAUGUUAAUCUGGAAGGGAGUCACAUGGCUGGUGUGAAUUUAAGAGUAGCAACAUUGAAGAAUGCCAAUUUACAGAAUUGUGAUCUCAGAGGAGCAGUGUUGGCAGGGGCAGAUCUAGAGAACUGCGAUAUGUCUGGUUGUGAUCUACAAGAGGCAAACCUCCGAGGGGCUAAUUUGAAGGGAGCAGCACUUAAACUGAUGCUGAACCCCCUUCAUAUGGCCCAGGCUGUGAGGUGAAGAGCCGUGAGAAGGGUGAUAUGAUUUCUUAUUGACUGCUCAGAAAACGGGGACCCAGUAAGCGUCGGUGGAGUUAUUUCAUCACUGUAUCCAUAUUGUCUGGUCAAAUAAGUAUUAAGUGAAUAGAAUGCGAGGUUUAAAAACACCUUUUUUUUUAAAAAAAGUAUUAAUAUAGUUUUAUUUUGGCCAUAUUUUUGAUCUCAGAAAUCAGAUGACUCUGUAGUUGUUACAUGUAGUAUUAUUACAGUACAUGUUUUGUCCAUUGAGACUGAGUACACACGUAUGUAUGUAUAUUGCUAGGUACAGUACACGUUUUGUCCAUUGAGACUGAGUACACACGUAUGUAUGUAUAUUGCUAGGUACAGUACACGUUUUGUCCAUUGAGACUGAGUACACACGUAUGUAUGUAUAUUGCUAGGUACAGUACACGUUUUGUCCAUUGAGACUGAGUACACACGUAUGUAUGUAUAUUGCUAGGUACAGUACACGUUUUGUCCAUUGAGACUGAGUACACACGUAUGUAUGUAUAUUGCUAGGUACAGUACACGUUUUGUCCAUUGAGACUGAGUACACAUGUAUAUUGCUAGGUACAGUACACGUUUUGUCCAUUGAGACUGGGUACACAUGUAUAUUGCUAGGUACAGUACACGUUUUGUCCAUUGAGACGGAGUACACAUGUAUAUUGCUAAGUACAGUACACUUUUUUUCCAUUGAGACUGAGUACACAUGUAUAUUGCUAGGUACAGUACACUUUUUGUCCAUUGAGACUGGGUACACAUGUAUAUUGCUAGGUACAGUACACUUUUUUUCCAUUGAGACUGAGUACACACGUAUGUAUGUAUAUUGCUAGGUACAGUACAUGUUUUGUCCAUUGAGACUGAGUACACAUGUAUGUAUGUAUAUUGCUAGGUACAGUACACGUUUUGUCCAUUGAGACUUAGUACACGUUUUUAUGUAUAUUGCUGGGUACAGAGUGCAUGGUAUGAAGGGAUAAUUUAUUGAUUUUGCAGAAUGUUUUAUGAAUGUUUAAAAAACACAGAAUUGAAAUGUUUAACAGUUUAAAGUACAAUAAAAUACAUCUUUUAUUUUUAUUUAUUUAAAUGUUUAACAGUUUAAAGUACAAUAAAAUACAUCUUUUAUUUUUA